This is a messenger RNA of Alternaria burnsii, 918 nucleotides long. RefSeq lists its product as uncharacterized. The record is from RefSeq and is a predicted model, not a curated record. Gene Ontology annotation, cellular component: nucleus; elongin complex. The transcript has a single exon. Bases 1 to 918 code for a protein of 305 amino acids. NCBI's taxonomy places the organism in Eukaryota, Fungi, Ascomycota, Dothideomycetes, Pleosporales, Pleosporaceae. Gene Ontology annotation, biological process: transcription elongation by RNA polymerase II.
AUGCCCGUCGCAAGCCUCUUCGAGCUGGCUCGACAGCGCCUGAUUAAGAACAUCGAUAUGCUCCGCGAUGUUGGCGAUCUACCCUACUCCUUCCUGCAACCAGUCCUCCGAUUCGUACAAAGCCCAGACCAGCUCCUCGAGCUCGAGGCAAACUGCCCACAGUUACUCGGAGAGACGGGCGAGAUUUGGCUUCGCUUCAUCAAGCGCGACAUUCCGGACUGGGAGAAGAAGCCACACGAGCCACGCGAUCCUCGAAAUUGGAGCAAAGUUUACCGCAAAUUGAAGAAAGAUGCAGAACUAGAGAAGGAGGCCGACAAAGAGGCCCUCAAGCAGCAGAUGCAGGCACUGCAGAAAGAUCGCGCACAGAACAAGACCCUGAUUGUGGAAACCAGAUUCGGGUACGGUGCUGGCGCUAGUAAGAUGUUUACUGGACGGACUACUAGCAGCUGGGGCCAGCCCUCGGGUGCACCUGCGAAGACUGGCAAAGCCGCCUUCGAUAAGCUGAAGCGUGGCAUGUUCGAUCACGGUCGCGAACGCCCGAAGGCUAGCCACAUACCACAACAUCUUCUAGAGCAGAGGAAGACCACCGUUAGGCAGGCACCGGCAAGGAUGGUUAGAAUGGCGGAAAACGAGGCUCCACGAAGCAUGGUCGUGUCCAGACAAGCUUCGGCAUCUGUUAACAACAAAUCCGAAUCUCGCCCAACGCCAUCGCUAUCCGCAAACCGCCCGAACAUUACACAAAGGCCAGCACCACAACAGCGCAAUCCUCCACCACCCACGCGGACGUCGUUACCGCCCGGAAUGUCGUUCAGCGCACCCAAGCCAAGAGCGCCAAAUGGGCAGUCAGCGCCUGACCCGACUCUGAAGAGGAAAAGGCCAGAAUAUAACAUGUUUCACACAAAGAAGAAGAAGAUUUAA